AUGAACGAUUUAAAACGCGAAAAUAUCGAACCGGAAAUUCUUCGCUCCUCGCUUGAUCUUGUUAUAUUACAAUUGGUACGUUUAGGUCUUGAUCCACGAACAUUCCCGUUUAUGGAUGCACCUGACACACACGUCUUGACGAGUUCACUUGACCUGCUCACUCGUCUCUCUUGCAUUAUCAAUGAAACAACAAUUACUUUACGAGGUCAACUCUUUACGGAACUAUCAUUGGAUCCUCGACUGGGUGCACUUAUGACCAAUACUUACGUGGAUGUCGGAGGAGAACGUUUAUUAGCUCGAAGUGCAAUAAUUGUUGCCAUUCUUUCGGCACCUGGUUCACUCUUCUACAUGGGUGGUGCUAGUAAAGAAGCUAAAGCCGAAGCUCGUAGUCGAGUGGCUGUUGGUGCAUCCGAAUUCGAUAGUGAUCUGUUCUAUCUUUGUAGUGUGUACAAGAAUUGGGAGAAUGCCGGACUUAUAGAUCCGGUGCAUAGACGAUGUACAACUUGUCAAAAAGUAGUUUCGAAACGAUUAGAUAGUUGUCGAUCGUGUCGUACGCAACACGCAAAUAUCAAUGGACUUAAUAAUAAAGUUCUUCAGAUAGUUUAUCGUUCGUUCGAAUUCUACAUGAAAACGAUUCUGAAUACUCGAUGGAAACUGACUGCAUCGAGUAAUGUGGUGAUCGAAUCGGACGAACGAGAUGCAAUUGGAGAACAACUUUACAAAUUAUUUCCAGAACAAGCCGGCCAUCUUCUCGUUUGUCAUCUACCAGAUAACGGGAUUCGUCUUAUUAACAAUGAAAUACGUGCGAGAAUCAACGAUACAAGCGUUUAUGUACAACGAAUUCACGAUCAUGGACAUCAGCAUUUCGUCACCAUGUCUAUUACACAGUUACCUUCUGGUGAUCAUAUUGUUGAUCGUCUUCAUCCAGUACCAUCCAAAUGCUUGCCACCAGUACCUAUUAAAGAUUUGUUCAGUCUAAAAAAUGUUGGAUAUUUAGUUCACAAUGAGAUACGCAAAGCAUUAGACAAUCGCCGUUCGGAACCAUGGACGAAAUGGUUUACCUAUGAAUUUGAUCGACGAUCAUGUUCUAUUACUAUAUGGGGUAUGGAAUCUGAUAGAAUAAUCAUUAAAACGAUUGUUCAAUCGAUGUUCGAUGAUGCAAGAGCAAAAUUGUCUGCGAUAACUGAUUCGAUUGAGUGUGGCCCUAUUCGAGCAUCCUUUAGAAGUGGUUUAUUGUGUUCAAAUAUUGAAACUAUGGAUAACACACUUCGUCUCUACCUGCAGCAUGUACCUUGCAAGAAUUUUACUGAAUUGAAGAAGUGGCUUCAAACAAAUCUUGGCAUCGAUCUUUAUCAUAUUAAAGAAAAUAACUUUCGUCAACGUAAUGCUAAUGAUGAUAGAGAUGUAAGAUACGAAGCACCACCGUUCUUUAUUGUUUUCAAAUCAGCCGAAAUGUUUAAUAAAGCAAAGGGACGAGUCCCGCGUGAUUGUGUUUGUUCACAAGAUACGGUGUUGUUAUCGUCGACGAUGGGCAUACGUAUGGAUCAAAAAGAUACUUGGGGUCGACAGUUAAUCAUUACUAUGAAUCGAUUGUAUGAAACGAAGACUUCGGAACAAAUUUUAGAAAGAUUAACUCCACAUGUGAUCGAUUGUCGAGAACGUGGCAAGAAAACUCGAUCACUACAACCAGCUCUUCGACUGACUAAUUUGCCAGAUAGUACUAACGAAUCGACCAUACAUCGAAUUCUUCAUCGAGUGAAACCAGUAAAAAUCAAUCUCUACCCUGCAAAUGCCGAUGGAACAGGUUCUUCAACAGCCAACAUUUUCUAUGAUAACGAACAGCAACGUGAUCAAGCUCGUUUGAUCCUUCAAUUGGCUCUAUGCGAUCAACCAAUUCAGAUUACGAUUCGCAAGAAACGAAACGGUAUGUUAACUGAAAAGUGGGUGAUGCCAACUGUAACGAAUCUGGUACCAAAAGAAUCUCUGACACAAUCAUUCAUCAUAACAGCUAUUAAUCGAGAAGCAGCACUAAAGCUUUACAACGAAAUUAUUCCUAAGCUGGAACCUCUCUGGAAAGUCGACAGCACAGCUACAGUGACCGUUUUACAGUCCGAUUUAUAUCCGUACUUUGAUAAACUUGUGGAAAACAUCGCCGCUCAAUUCGACACUCACGUUGAACAACAACCAUUCGACCAGAAACGUGGCAAUAAUGGCAGUGAUAGCGAUAAACGUUGCAUCUUUAGUGGUGCACCUCCGUCCGAAACUGCCUUAGCAGCAGCAAUGCUUGCUCAAGCAACAUCUCCCAUUGUUAUUAGGAUAACUAACGAACGACAAAAACGCCUGUUUAGUGAGUUACUCGAUGAGAAAUUGAUUGAAACUUGGUGCCAUCGAUUGAAUCUCAAACUCACUGAAAAGAAUACGUCGCGCACCGUAUUGGAAAUUCGUGGCCCCCAAAUUGAACAAGGUCAACUGAUGCGUGAAAUUGCUGACUAUUCCGAUAAAUUUGAAGAACGGUUUCGCGUACACGACUUAAGUACAACAAUAGGAAAUCUAUUCAAUCGACAAAAGACCGCUGCUGUUAAACUGGAUGAAAUUGCUCAAAAAUGGUCAAGAAGAGGUUGCGAUGUCUCGUAUCUUCGAAAGACGAAUUCACUUAUUAUUCAUGCGCAACCAAGAACAGCUCAAGUAGACAUUCGAACAUGCGAAACCGAAGUAAAACAAAUGCUUGCAGAACUUGCCGCUUCUGACGAUGUCAGUCGAGACAAGAGACAAUGUGUAUUUUGUCGACAAAUGUCAGCAUCCACUCGACUGUUUCGCAUCUGUGGACAUGCUUAUUGUCAAUGUGCGUCGAGCUCCUUAUCACAGAUGUUUCCAUUUCAAUGUCACGAACCAACAUGCAAGACAAGUGUUCAUAUUCAAGAUCUUCAAGAGAUAUUCACCGAUCGUGGAGAAUUGUCACGUCUUUGCAAACGAUCGCUUCAAGUGUAUUUGAAAGAACAUGCCAGUACGGAUGAUCGACUUUUCUGUCCCAAUGGUGAUUGCGAUGGAUUACUGAGAAGUAGUGCUGGAUAUCGAAUAUGUGUGGCGUGUGGACAUAAUGUUUGUGUCUCAUGUCGAAUUAUAGAUGACGAUCUUCACGAAGGACGAACAUGUGCUGAAAGAAGGACAAUUCGCUGCGAAAUGGGCGAAUUUCUCCCGAAAUUAUACGAAGCAGCAGAAAAAUAUGCGAAGAAUAAUUGGCCUCCUCAGUUACCACCGAUUAUUCGAAUUGAUCAUAAUUUACCGUUGUUUGAAGGAUGUUUAUCUUUGCAGCGCUUUUACAAAGCCGUCGAAACUGACGGUGAUCGUCCACCGCCGGAACUUUCACGUGGAUUCUUUGCUUUUCAUGGUACAACGAGCGAUAGUAUUAAGCCGAUUUGUACUUUUGGAUUCGAUCCAAAACGUCGACAUGGUCAAGUUCAUGGUCCCGGUGAAUAUUUUGGAGUGACAGCCAACGUAUCUGAUGGAUACUGUCGUGAGACGAAUGGUUGCGAAAUAAAGACUAUGAUUGUCGCAUUUAUUCUUCGUUGUCAUUAG
This is a messenger RNA of Adineta ricciae, 3576 nucleotides long. Lineage: Eukaryota; Metazoa; Rotifera; Eurotatoria; Adinetida; Adinetidae. The record is from the annotation of a GenBank genome assembly.